Drosophila takahashii is the source of this 1011-nucleotide messenger RNA. Its product is annotated as C-type lectin domain family 4 member K-like. Gene Ontology annotation, molecular function: signaling receptor activity. Lineage: Eukaryota; Metazoa; Arthropoda; Insecta; Diptera; Drosophilidae. The record is from RefSeq and is a predicted model, not a curated record.
AUGUGUAAGCUCGCAGCUCUUCUGGUCUUUAGUUUAAUUACUAAAAAUCUGAAUGGAUCUCUGGGAGGAUCCGCAGAAAUUCCGAGUCCUGAAAAGGAAUUGAAGGACCUGAAAUCCCGAUGUAGCGGUCACUUUUUCUCUACGUUGAGGCCAGUGAUGGAUUACUUUGCUGCCAACCAGGAUCGAUGGAAAACCUGUGAGGCGAUUAUAGCGAACGACACCCGUGCGGAAAAGAAUCAGAUACAAAUCCAGAUGGCAUCCCUGCAAGAAUCUGUGACCAAUGUAAAGUCGUCCCUGGAUUCCAAGGAUGUUAUUCUUCAAGACGUUGUGAAUAAACUUUACAGAACGGAGUCUCAUCUUACAGAACUAGGAAAUGAACUGGUAUCUCUGCAGCUCAAGAUGGAUAACCACCUCUCAGCAAUUAAGGAAACCCAGACAUCGCAGACAGCCUUGCAAGAAUCCGAGGUAAAGGAAUCUCUGGAGUCCAGAGAUGCAAGGCUGAGGAGGAUAGAAGAAUCUUUAAAUAACUUAAUCCAACAGGAAUCCAAGCAAUCAUCUCUAGAAAGUAAACUGCAAUGUGUUCAGACCAGUUUGGAUGGGCAAUUAGCAGACAUAAUGCAUAUUCUUAAGAUUAAUUCAUUCUUUCAGAAAGUGAAAUCAAGAUAUUUCCUUAUCCACCAUUUUAUGAAGAAAUCCUGGCUCGAUGCUGAAAGGUUCUGCAUAGAUCAUGGGGGGCAUUUGGCGACCUUCGAGAACGAAGAAGAGCUGGUGGCCUUUACACCGAAAGCCUAUUACAAUGUCCGAUAUUGGCUGGGUGUCAACGACAGGGACAGAAAGAGGAACUUUGUAUAUCCGGAUACCGACAACCAAGUUCCCUAUUUAAAGUGGUCUCCUGGGGAACCCGAUUAUUGGAACGAUAAUAUGCACUGCGUUGUUCUCUAUAUGGGUGCCAUGAGGGUGAAUGACUGUGAUGAAACAAAACCUUUUAUUUGUAAACGGAAUUUAGUUUAA